Messenger RNA from Sebastes umbrosus (honeycomb rockfish), 3371 nucleotides. RefSeq names its product hyaluronan synthase 1 (gene has1). The record is from RefSeq and is a predicted model, not a curated record. Lineage: Eukaryota; Metazoa; Chordata; Actinopteri; Perciformes; Sebastidae. Gene Ontology annotation, molecular function: hyaluronan synthase activity. Gene Ontology annotation, biological process: hyaluronan biosynthetic process; extracellular matrix assembly. The transcript is spliced from 5 exons. The coding region runs from base 164 to 1879 and encodes 571 amino acids.
CCAGACAGAAGACGCGCGCACAUGGCUCCAUCCCUUGUUCAACCUACUGUACUAGCUUAUAAAGACAACCAACAUCACGCCAAGGAGACACACGCGGGAAACACUGGGUGGAUGUCUCGCAAAUGAAAAAGCCUGGGAUCUUGACAUCAGGUAAAGAAUCACUAUGGAGAUGAAACCUUCAUUGAAGAAGUUGGGCUCAAUAAUACGUGCCAUCCUCACCUUCACCUUUGCUCUGAUGGUCCUGGGCUUGAUGGUGUGGGCCUACGUUGACGGUUUCCAGCUGGUGACCUCCAUGUAUGGGAUCAUCUCCUUUGGCUUUUAUGGACUACUCCUCUCACUCCACGUGUUGGUCCAGAGCCUCUUCGCCUUCAUCGAGCACCGGCGAAUGAAAGCUCGCACAGAACCGUGCAGCUGCACCAAAACCAUCGGCUUCACUAUAUCAGCCUACCAGGAGGACCCUGCCUAUCUCAAAGAGUGCCUCCUCUCCAUCAGGGCCCUCAAGUACCCUCCUGAGCUGCUGCGCAUCAUCAUGGUGAUAGAUGGGAACUCAGAUGAUGACCGGUAUAUGAUGGACAUGUUCAGGGAGGUGUUUGCAGACCUGGACCCCGCCUGUAUGGUGUGGAAAAACAACUACCAUACAUGGGACCCCACCAAGGUCCAGCACGAUGAGGAAAAGGGCCCAAUAGGAGAUGCUGAUCAUAUGAGUGAGGAUCCACAGCGAAAAGAGGUAGAGCACAUGAUCCAGACCAGGCGUUGCGUGUGCAUCAUGCAGCAGUGGGGUGGCAAGCGGGAAGUGAUGUACACAGCGUUCAAAGCACUCGGGUCAUUAGUUGACUAUAUACAGGUGUGUGACUCAGACACCAAGCUGGACUCUCUGGCCACCGUUGAGCUGUGUAAAGUGUUGGAAAGUAACGAAAAGUACGGUGCUGUUGGAGGAGAUGUGAUGAUCCUCAACCUGAAAGACUCCUACAUCAGCUUCAUGAGCAGUUUGAGGUACUGGAUGGCUUUCAACAUCGAGAGGUCCUGCCAGUCCUACUUCGACUGUGUGUCCUGCAUAAGCGGUCCUUUGGGUCUGUACAGGAACGAUCUCCUCCAACAGUUUCUGGAGGCUUGGUACAAUCAGACAUUUUUGGGAAGUCACUGCACAUUUGGUGACGACAGACAUCUUACCAACCGGAUGCUGAGCAUGGGCUACGCUACAAAAUACACAGCCCGCUCCAAAUGCUACACGGAGACACCUGCUCAGUUUCUGCGCUGGCUCAGCCAGCAGACUCGCUGGACAAAAUCGUACUUCCGCGAGUGGCUCUACAACGCAAUGUGGUGGCACAAGCACCACCUCUGGAUGACCUACGAGUCCAUCGUCUCUGGCAUUUUCCCCUUCUUCGUCACCGCCACCAUCAUCCAGCUGUUUUGGACCGGCUCGCUGUGGGACAUCCUCUGGAUCCUGUGCUGCAUCCAGCUAAUCGGGCUGGUGAAAGCGGCUUACGCCUGCAUCCUGCGCAGAGAUCUGGUGAUGGUGUUUAUGUCCCUCUACUCGGCUCUGUACAUGACCAGCCUGCUGCCUGCCAAAUACUUUGCCAUUCUCACCAUGAACAAAAGCAGCUGGGGAACAUCAGGCAGGCGUAAGAUUGUAGGCAACUACAUGCCCGUUCUCCCUCUGUCAGUGUGGGUAGCCAUUUUAUUAAGUGGGUUCGGUUACACAGCCUACAAGGAAAGUCAAAGGGACUGGUUCACUCCAGCCAAGAUACAGGAGACCACAUUCAUCAUCUUUGGCUGUUUGGCAUACAUAUGCUACUGGCUGCUUAUGAUCUUCCUCUACUGGGUCUGGUUCCGCAAGUCAUGUAGGAAACGCGCCCGAAGUUACGCAUUGAGUGUUUAGGUCCAAUGUUGAAUUAACCUUAUUUUAUUCAAUGGGUUUCAUUUAUUUAUUUGUAUUCAGUGGGUUUAAUUUAUUUAUUUUGUCCCACAUUUCAAUAACACACAGUGAAAUUUAGUCUCUGCAUUUAACCCAUCCUAGUAUUAGGAUGGGUGGGCAGCUACUAUACAGCACCGGGGGAGCAGUUUGGGGGGUCCAAUGCUUUGCUCAAAGACACCUGGGCAGUGCCCAGGAGGCGAACAGGCACUUCUCCAGCAACCAGCAACCAGUCCACAGUCCGUUCUUGCUACUGCCGGACUGAGAUACUGCCGCCCCCCCAUGCAGCUUCAAGCAGCUGCUAAACCAACAAACUUUAAAUGUUUCACAAAAUCUUGUUAAUAUUGAUGACAAAAAUAUAACUAAUAUAUAUAUAUAUAUAUAUAUAUAAGGACAAAUGUUUGAUUCAUAUGGAGAUGUUGUUGCACAUUUAAAUGGAACUGUAUGAGGGCUUUUGGGCCCAUGCACUUCUCAGGUUUCUCUUUGUCAGAUUAUGAUGGGAGAGAUGGCCUUCCAUCAGAUAUUUAUUCAUGAUGUUAAAAAUUGGAAAACUACUAUUUAGAUUUAGAUUUGUUUUUGUAUUUAAAGGCGUGGGUAAUGGAUCUUGGGUUAUGUGUCUUUUAAAAAUCCGAUUUGUCCAUGUAUGUGUAUAUACUGUAGAUUACUUUAACAACACAAUGAAUGCCACUUGCUUGACUGUGUCAGUUUAGUGACCAUUACUUCACCACUGUUGUUGUUAAUGCACUGGAUCCUGGAGGGCACUUUCUGCAGAUUUACUUGAAAAUACAGAGAAUGGCAUUUAUAAUGUUGCGUAGUGGGAGAAAUGCACCGUGCCUCCAUGCGAAAACUGGACAAAAAUAAGGAUGCUGUAGUCAAGGAUCAAACCAUGGAGUCACUUACUGAAGCCUGAAACAAUGGAGACUGAUGUUUCUUUUCAUAUUGUAUUUUAUCUAGCUGCUGUAUUCUCUUGAUAAUACUUUGUUUAAUUUGUAGGGCUGCCCCCUUUUAGUCUAUUAGUCGACUAAUCGGUCAUUUCAUGCUUGGUUAACUAAAAUUUCUUUAGUUGAUUAUUCUUUUUUUUAAUGCUUUUUUAAUGCUGACUUAUUUCUAAGAAACUUAUGAGCUCUGAUCUCUGGUAAACGCAAGAUAUAAGGUGGUGCUUUUGUGUGAUUCUUUGCUGAGAAACUCAGUGCUACAGAUCUGUCGAUCAACUAAUCAAUUAGUCAACAAAAUUGUAUGAGUGUUAGUGGACUGCAAAUUUCUUUGGUCGAAGACAUUGAUUUGACAUUACAGAGGAAAAUGGACAAAAACAUCGCUUUUUAAAAAUAAAAUAUAUAUAUAUAUGUAUAUUGUAAACAAUACAAUGUUGUUAUGGCUGGAAAUUGUCUGAAAAUGUGAACAAUUUGAUGGUUUUGGAAACAUGAAUAGACAUUUAGAAAAUAAAUAUUUUUUUAAUGUG